Penicillium arizonense is the source of this 1248-nucleotide messenger RNA. RefSeq names its product alginate lyase family protein. Gene Ontology annotation, molecular function: lyase activity. Gene Ontology annotation, cellular component: periplasmic space. The coding region runs from base 1 to 1248 and encodes 415 amino acids. The record is from RefSeq and is a predicted model, not a curated record. The transcript has a single exon. NCBI's taxonomy places the organism in Eukaryota, Fungi, Ascomycota, Eurotiomycetes, Eurotiales, Aspergillaceae.
AUGCGUGUCCCAUACAUAUCUUUUCUACUCUUGACGGCCAACAUUGUGGCCUCCUUGCCCAAUCCUGGACACUCCAACUCCCGGAAGGCUCCGGACACUGUCGUCAUUGACGGCUAUCGCCUCGUGGAUAUACAGGCACAGCUCAACAGAGGCGACCUUAGUCUCAAAGCUUCCUUGGGUCAUCUCGUUGCCCAAGCCGAUAGUUGGCUUAAUCAGGGCCCCUGGACCGUUACUUCAAAAGCCAAGGCACCUCCAAAUGGCACGAUCCAUGACUAUGCCUCCCAAGCGCCAUACUGGUGGCCUAAUCCCAACACUCCAGAUGGUUGCCCCUAUAUCCAAAAGGACGGUGUGCGCAACCCGGAAGUUGACAAUUACCCAGACAAGAUCAACUCUAUUAAAUUGUUCAACUCAACAUAUGUCCUCGCUCUGGCGUGGUACUACACCGGCAACCCAAAAUAUUCCUAUCAUGCAGCAGAAAUCAUUCGUACUUGGUUUCUCGAUACAAAGACUGCCAUGAACCCUAACCUCGACCAUGCGCAAAUAAUUCCCUGCGCUAACACUGGCCGGUCUAUUGGUAUCAUCGACUUCUCCCAAGACUAUACCGAGGUUAUCGACGCUGUCGCUAUUCUCAACACUGGUGCCCCUGGAUGGAGCAAGGCAGACGCAGCAGCAUUCCAAGAAUGGAACAAACGAUUCCUUCUAUGGUUAGCCUAUUCGCCGUUCGGAGUCAAAGAAUCUAGUGCAACAAACAAUCACGGCACUUUUGCAAACAUGCAAAUCACAGCCCUUGCUCUCUUCACUUGCAACCAUUCUCUUGCACUCACCAAGGCGGAACUCGCAAAGGAAUUUAUCAAUAACCAAGUCACAUCCAACGGCUCCCAACCUCAAGAACUUGCCCGCACGCGGAGCUUCCACUACUCCAACUUCGAUCUCACCGCACACCUACGCUGGGCAUUAAUUGCGCGGAAAGUGGGAGUCGACUUAUUUAAGUACAAAGGCCCACAGGGUCAGACGCUGUUUAAGGCUGUGAAUUUCCUGGUGCCAGCAGCGACCGGCGGCGCGAGUGAUUGGGCGUAUCCGGAGCUGCAGUUUACUCAGUAUGCAGCAACGGAUAAUAUCCACGCAGCGGCACAGGAAGGCGAUCUUACAGCAAAGGAGGCGGUGAAGAAUUUGACGCCCCCUCCUGGGGGUGAUAUUUUUUUGUUGAGGCAGGCCCCGCAACAGUUGGACAAUAUUAAUACUACUUGA